CGGGAGGCGGGGCCUAGAGCGAUGACGUCAUGUUACCACGCCCCCGCCGUCCCGAUAUCUGCCGCGCCGCCCGCCAUUUUGUCUCCAGUGUCUCGUCUGUCGUGGACUGUGUUGGGGCAUCUCUGUCGGUCCGUAGGCGGGAGGCAGGGUACAGGGUCCAUUGUCUGUGUUUGACCCUGUGGUUUGGUCCGAGGCCCUCCGGAGCUCUCCCGGGGUAGUCCGCAGAAGCCGCAGCGGCCGCCCCUGCCCCUCCCCUUGAUCCCCGGGCCAGGGAGGGACCGAGCCCGCGUCACGCCCCUCAGCGCUCGUCGCUUUCUUCUCUGUCGUUGCGUCCGCAUCGUGUCCCCGGAAUCAGACGGUGGUGCCCCAUAGAUGGCCAGCUUUCCCCCGAGGGUCAACGAGAAAGAGAUCGUGAGAUCACGAACUAUAGGUGAACUUUUAGCUCCAGCAGCUCCUUUUGACAAGAAAUGUGGUCGUGAAAAUUGGACUGUUGCCUUUGCUCCAGAUGGUUCAUACUUUGCUUGGUCACAAGGAUAUCGUACAGUAAAGCUCGUCCCAUGGUCCCAGUGCCUUAAGAACUUUCUCUUGCAUGGCACCAAGAAUGUUACCAAUUCAAGCAGUUUAAGAUUGUCAAGGCAAAAUAGUGAUGGUGGUCAGAAAAAUAAGCCUCGUGAACAUAUUAUAGACUGUGGAGAUAUAGUCUGGAGUCUUGCUUUUGGGUCUUCAGUUCCAGAAAAACAGAGUCGAUGUGUAAAUAUAGAAUGGCAUCGAUUCAGAUUUGGACAAGAUCAGCUACUCCUUGCCACAGGGUUAAACAAUGGGCGUAUCAAAAUAUGGGAUGUAUACACAGGAAAACUCCUCCUUAACUUGGUAGAUCAUACUGAAGUGGUCAGAGAUUUAACUUUUGCUCCAGAUGGGAGCUUGAUUCUAGUGUCCGCUUCAAGAGACAAAACUCUCAGAGUGUGGGACCUGAAAGAUGAUGGAAACAUGAUGAAAGUAUUGAGGGGGCAUCAGAACUGGGUGUACAGCUGUGCAUUCUCUCCUGACUCUUCUAUGCUGUGUUCAGUUGGAGCCAGUAAAGCAGUGGUGGCAGCAAUAUUGGUGUGAUUGAGGUUAUGCUGGCACCACUCGCACACAGGCGCACAAUGGUGUUAGCUGGGCAGAAAGAGUGGCAUCUCUGGCUACCGGGCUGGGGGCGACCUUUACCAUAGGAUGAAGUAACCUUGCAUUCGGCUGCAAGGUGUACUGUACGUACACAGGUGCUGGUCGAUGUCCACUUUCUGCUUUUCUUUCUUUCUUUUUUUCUUUUUUAAAAUAAUUUUCCCCACAGUGAAAUCCACUGACUCCUCCAAGUAAAUUGAUCUUCCAGUUUGAUGGAAUUGGGAGUCUUGACAAGUGAAACCAAUUUAAUGUAAAGUAAUUGACUUUCAAAUGGUUUCUCUGUGCUAUUUUUUGGAAUUCUAUAAGAUGCUAGAGAUAGCUUAAGUCUUUGAUCCAACUUAAAAUUUGUACUUAUUUUCUUUUACAAAUAAUAUAUUGUGUCUGUGCAGAAAAAAGUAGCGGAAAGGAUUGCUUUACUCCCAAGAGGAGGAGAUGUUGUCUUGCUAGGAUUGUUAUAAUCCUCCAAGCUCACAUUUAAUAUAACAGACUGAAGUAAACAUUAGAAUCCUAUUUGGAGCUAUUCUGCACAGUCUAACUAUUGAUCUUUAGAAUCUAAAAUUGUAUGUGAACUUAUUCUUAAAUAAUUGAACUAUUUUAUACUUAAAAUGACUAAUGAUUGUGUGGUCAGUUUGGGAAAAAUAAGAUUGGUAAAUCUUGAUUCACAGAAAUGUGUAAUUAUAUUAUUUUCAUAAAAUAGCAUUUUCAUUUUGUAAUGUGGUUUAACAUCCUUGUUGUUUGCCAAAUAAAUUUCAUUUGGCUGUGAAAAUUCUCUUUGCUUGCAGUAUCUGUUUCUCUUCCUAGGCUCACGUUGGUGACCCAAGCCUAUUGUAAACAAGUGAUUAUCUCAAAGGGAGAUGCCAAUGGAGUAACAAUUUGUUAACCUUACGUUUUCUGUCUGUAUAUUUUUUAAAAAUUUGGUAGUUUCUGGAAAAAAGAGAAGGGGGUUUGUAGUAUUUAACCCUAUUUAUUUCUGUAUAUUUUAGUUAAUUAGUUUUUGGAAUAAAUGGAUUUCAGUAUAACUUUGUGGUUAAAUUGCAUUGCCUUUAUGUGUAGGCUUAUUUUUUAAUUAACAUUUAACAGAAAAACAUUUGAAAUAGAAUUUGCAUGUCUGCUUUAAUUAACUUAAAAGACUGAUUUUAAUCUGACUAUGACACUGAGCGUAUUCUUUAAAUUACUCAUAAUUUAUAAUGUUUAAUUUAAUAUAAUCUUAAUAAAAUUUAGCAGUUUUAGUUUAAGAUGUGCCAUUUUGUUCUCUGUGUGUCUGAAUGAAGCUAUAACAUUUGCCUUUUUAUUGCAGGUUUUCCUUUGGAAUAUGGAUAAAUAUACCAUGAUACGGAAACUAGAAGGACAUCACCAUGAUGUUGUAGCUUGUGACUUUUCUCCUGAUGGAGCAUUACUGGCUACUGCAUCUUAUGAUACUCGAGUAUAUAUUUGGGAUCCAUAUAAUGGAGAGAUUCUGAUGGAAUUUGGGCACCUGUUUCCCCCACCUACUCCAAUAUUUGCCGGAGGAG
This is a messenger RNA of Microcebus murinus (gray mouse lemur), 2672 nucleotides long. Lineage: Eukaryota; Metazoa; Chordata; Mammalia; Primates; Cheirogaleidae. The record is from RefSeq and is a predicted model, not a curated record.